AGUGUGGAGAGAGGCAUCAUUCGCUGGCCGGGAACAGAGCGACGAGCAUCUCCCAAAGGGAACUACGAGUGGAAACCCCAGAGAACACAAAACACGAAAAUGAAGGUCUUUAUCUGCCUGUUGGCCACCGUCUGUGCCUGCAACGCCACCUUCCUGUCCUUUUUGGGCGGCGGAGGCGGAGGUGGAGGCACCAAGACCACUUAUGACGUGAUUGCCACACCCAGUGCCCGAGGAGGCGGCGGCGGAGGAGGAGGAGGUGGUGGUGGUGGUGGUCAUGGUCAUGGCUACGCCCAGGGUUACGCCCAUGGAGGCAGCUACAGCGGAGGAGGUCAUGGCGGACACGGAGGCUCUGCGCAAAUCAUCAAGGUUAUUCUGCAAGAGGGCCAGGGCUACUCCAACGGCGGAGGAGCAGCAGGUGGCAUUGUCUCCUCUGGCUACAGCUACGGAUCAGGCGGCGGUGGAGCUUCCUACGGCGGAGCAUCAUAUGGAGGACAGCAGCAUGCCCAGAUUUACAAGGUCAUCGAACAGGCUGCGGCUCCAGCUCCAGUUCCUGUCACGAUUCCCGCCCCAGCACCGGUUCCGAUUCCCAUUUCAGUGCCAGUAGCUGCUCCGGCUCCGGCUCCCAUUGCCUACCACGCCUCUGGCGGGUCUAGCGGCGGUGGCUACUCCUACGGACAGUCCUACGCAGCCGGCCACGGCUACGGAGGCGCCUCCUCCUUCGACGCUCAGCAGUUCAACGCCAUCCUGCCCCAGAUCAUCCAGCUGGUGCUGCAGGAGGACUCACUAGGCGGAGGUGGUGCUGGAGGAGCCGACAUAGCCGCCAUCAACGGGCAGCUGAUUAAUACGUUUGGAUCCAAGGGCAAGGCCAUCAUCUUGAAGGCCGACCAAGCGCAGGGAGCCUUCUUCAAGAGCGGACACGUUGUGCAGAGGGGCACCUUGAAGGUGAUGCAGGUGCAGGAGCAGCAGGGUCGCAGCCAGCAGUCCCAGGGUGGUGGCUCCAAGGGAGGCUGGGGCUUCGGUGGCGCCAGCAACGGCGGAGGCAACGGCGGCUGGAGCUCCGGCGGCUCCUCCUCCUCAGGAGGCUGGAGCUCCGGCGGCUCCUCCUCGUCGGGGGGCUGGAGCUCAAGCGCCUGGUAGACGCAAGUCCGCCUAGUUAGUUAGACCAAAUGAAUUACUUUUUUUUUGUUUUUUUUUUCUAUCCUCUACCUCUAUCGUUAUGUAUUUUUUUCCUAGGCUAAAAUCCUUCACAGUCAUUACUGAAAACACACAAAGAAAACACACACCUCUUCAUUAUUAACUUAAAUUAUUUGUUAAUAAACAAUUAUUUGAACCAAAA
Messenger RNA from Drosophila bipectinata, 1336 nucleotides. RefSeq lists its product as uncharacterized. The record is from RefSeq and is a predicted model, not a curated record. Lineage: Eukaryota; Metazoa; Arthropoda; Insecta; Diptera; Drosophilidae.